Mya arenaria is the source of this 1382-nucleotide messenger RNA. RefSeq lists its product as uncharacterized. Gene Ontology annotation, cellular component: cell-cell junction. The transcript is spliced from 3 exons. Gene Ontology annotation, biological process: cell-cell adhesion. NCBI's taxonomy places the organism in Eukaryota, Metazoa, Mollusca, Bivalvia, Myida, Myidae. Bases 300 to 1382 code for a protein of 360 amino acids. The record is from RefSeq and is a predicted model, not a curated record. Gene Ontology annotation, molecular function: cell adhesion molecule binding.
ACUAAAUGUUGGAUAUAAGGUGGACCAUUAACAUGUCAAUUUGAAAUAGGGAAGCAAAUGAAGUUUAACUGAAUACUUUACAUUACCCUUAUUGCAUUGAUAUAAAUUUCGUUUUAAAACUAAAGGUUCUUUUUCACCCUGACUAAAGGAUUACAUUUUCAAUGUUACGCGUGAUGACUGAUAAAGGAAGAAGGAAGUAAAAUCGGAGUCAGAUGGAUAUAUAUUUUAAUGUAAAAACGAAAUAGUUAAUUGUUUUGUGGCAGUAAUGUGGUAAUAUCAAUAUUCAAUGUGUUAUAAAAAUGAAAUGGUACAACAUGUGUUUAUUAACAUCAUUUGUAUUGUGUUUUUGCCUAGUAAGCACAGAAGGAAGGGGGCUUAAAUUACGGAAGUCUCAAGUAGAGGUUGACGAGUUUCAACCUUUGACGCUGAUUUGCGAUCUAGUAAAGCCGUAUCCUAUUGAUAUGAUAGACUGGAUCAGCAACGGCAAAACCGAAUUUAGCAUGGAAGAACACUGCUUAACGCAGAUUGAUUCAACGAAGGGCUACAACAUAAGUUGUUUAUCGUAUCGGCAAUAUAACUUGACUAUCAACAACGUUACAAGGAUGAAUCAUGGUGAUAUAUGGUACUGCCGUGAAGAUCAUUACUUGAAUGCUCAAAGCAACAAUGUAGAAAUUCAAGUAGAAGUUCCUAUUUCCAACAUAAGUCUAUUUACGGAAAAACAAUUUGUUACAGUAUCUGAAAAUGAAAGUGCGUUAGUUCAAUGUGUGAGUCACGGAGGGAUUCCGGCUGGACAAAUCACGUGGUUUUAUGACAAAGGAACACCGGAUGACGCCAGUGAUGAUGUCAUUCUAACUGAAAUGAAAAAUGAAACAAUCACACAAUUGGAUAACACUGUAACAACACGGAGUUACGUGGACCUCAAAGCAAACACGGAGCUUAUUGGAACUUCAUUAAACUGCAAGGCAACCAAUGAUAAAGUCGACUGGCUUCUCAGUAAUGGCACACUCAUUGCCGUUUUAUUAUUACCAUCUUCUGUUGAAAUAUCGCACCCACGUACACAGUUUGUAACUGCUUACAAAGAAAAAAGCGUUUACUUUGAAUGUGUUACCUCACCUGGAUACCCUGCGUCAUCUAUCACAUGGUAUAAACUGACCAAUGGAAGUGAGGUUAUUAUAAGCGCAGACGGUUCUUUAACUACAGAAAAGAAGGACAGGACAAUCGUAACAAGAAGUUGGGUAUCACUGAUCUUCAGUAUUUCAGACGAUUGGACAUCCGUGUACUGCACAGCAAAUAACUUUGCUGGAACUUUGACUUCGAAAACUCGAGCUGAUGUUCAUGUCCAUCAAGUAUCAGGUUGGCGUAAAUCACUUAUGAACCUAUAA